GGGGCCAGCGGGUGCCACCAUGGAGGGGAGCGCGGUGCCGCGGCUGGCCGAGGCCGAGCGGGAGAGCCUGCUGGGCGCCGUGCACGGCGUCUCGGGGCCCGUGGUGACGGCCACCCGCAUGGCGGGGGCGGCCAUGUACGAGCUGGUGCGCGUGGGGCACGCGGAGCUGGUGGGGGAGAUCAUCCGGCUGGAGGGGGACAUGGCCACCCUGCAGGUCUACGAGGAGACCUCGCGGGCGCAGCCGGGGGUGCGGGUGGGGGACCCGGUGCUGCGCACGGGGCAGCCGCUCUCGGUGGAGCUGGGCCCCGGCAUCCUGGGCUCCAUCUUCGAUGGGAUCCAGCGCCCGCUGAAGGACAUCGCCCAGCUCACCCGCAACAUCACAUCCCCGCGCGGCGUCAACGUCCCCGCGCUGCCGCGCCACCUCACCUGGGACUUCGUCCCCAGCAAAACGUGCCAGGUCGGGAGCCACGUCACCGGCGGUGACAUCUACGGCACGGUCACCGAGAACUCGCUCAUCCAGCACCAGAUCAUGGUGCCCCCCCGCAGCCGCGGCACCGUCACCCACAUCGCGCCCCCGGGCCACUACAGCGUCUCCGACGUGGUGCUGGAGCUGGACUUCGAGGGCAGCACGGAGAAGCUGACCAUGAUGCAGGUCUGGCCCGUCAGGCAGACCCGGCCCGUGGCUGAGAAGCUGACGGCGAACCACCCGCUGCUGACCGGGCAGCGCGUGCUGGACGCCCUCUUCCCGUGCGUGCAGGGUGGCACCACGGCCAUCCCGGGUGCCUUCGGCUGCGGCAAGACGGUCAUCUCGCAGUCCCUGUCCAAGUACUCCAACAGCGACAUCAUCGUCUAUGUGGGCUGGCUCCCCAAAUCCCUGUUUCCCUGUACUUCUGGCAUCCCCAUUGUCCCUAAAUCCACCUGUCCCCAAAUCUCCAUGUCCCUGUACUUCUGGCAUCCCCAUUGUCCCUAA
This is a messenger RNA of Cygnus olor (mute swan), 970 nucleotides long. RefSeq names its product V-type proton ATPase catalytic subunit A-like. The record is from RefSeq and is a predicted model, not a curated record. Gene Ontology annotation, cellular component: lysosomal membrane. Gene Ontology annotation, biological process: proton transmembrane transport; ATP metabolic process. Gene Ontology annotation, molecular function: proton-transporting ATPase activity, rotational mechanism; ATP binding. NCBI's taxonomy places the organism in Eukaryota, Metazoa, Chordata, Aves, Anseriformes, Anatidae.